This is a messenger RNA of Aspergillus alliaceus, 1603 nucleotides long. Its product is annotated as FAD-binding oxidoreductase. Gene Ontology annotation, molecular function: FAD binding; oxidoreductase activity. Lineage: Eukaryota; Fungi; Ascomycota; Eurotiomycetes; Eurotiales; Aspergillaceae. The record is from RefSeq and is a predicted model, not a curated record. The transcript has 2 exons. The coding region runs from base 22 to 1536 and encodes 504 amino acids.
GCCCCCUAUCUAUACCUAGCCAUGGAACUACUCCGCUCAAUCUCCCUCUCCGGCAACACCACAGCCCCAAACGCCAGCACCUGCGUAAGUACCAAACCCACACUCACCCCAUCCCCAAAGCCAAUAUCUAACACUCCAAAGUGCCUAGCCCUGUCCACCCUCUUCGGGCCCCUAGUCUCCUUCCCAGGAACACCGACCUACCAAGCCUCGCUGGACAGCUACUUCACCCAACAAAACGCCCACCUCCAACCUUACUGCAUCCUCACCCCAACAAGCCCCGAAGAAAUCUCCACCGCCUUAACAACCCUAACCUCCAUCCCAAACUGUCCCAUCGCAAUCCGGUCCGGCGGCCACGCCUACACCCCAGGCGCCUCCAACAUCGCCUCCGGCAUAACCCUCUCCCUCCAGAACCUCAACAGCACAACCGUAAGCUCAGACCACACGAUCGCCUCUAUCGGCGCCGGCGCAACCUGGGGCGAAGUAUACGCCCACCUGGACCCGCUCAACCUCUCCGUCUCCGGCGGCCGCGCAGCCCAAGUAGGCGUCGGGGGACUAACGACCGGCGGCGGCAUAUCGUAUUUCUCGCCGCGGUACGGCUGGACGUGUGACUCAGCUGUGAAUUUCGAAGUUGUUCUCGCAAACGGGACGAUCGUUAAUGCGAAUGAGGACGAGAACGCGGAGUUGCUGUUCGCGUUGCGUGGGGGUUCGAAUAAUUUCGGUGUUGUGACGCGAGUGGACAUGAAGGCGUUCGAGCAGGGUCCUGUGUGGGGUGGGAGUGUGUAUCAUGAUGUGUCGACUGUUGAUGAGCAAGUGAAGGCGUUUGUGGAUUUGAACUCGGCGGAGGAGUACGACGAGUAUGCGUCACUGAUUACCAGUUUCGGGUUUGCAGGGGGAAAGGGCGCGGCUGUGGUGAAUAGUUUGGAGUAUACACGGGCGGAGGAGAACCCGGAGGUGUUUAGGGGGUUUAUGGAGAUUCCAAGGGUGCAUAGUACGAUGCGGAUUGCGGGGAUGCAUGAGAUUGCGGUGGAGCAGGGGUCGUUUUCGCCGGAUGGGAAUCGACAGUUGGGUGUGGUUACGACGCAUGGUUCAACGGUUUCGAUGUUGAAGGCUGUUUAUCAGCGUUGGAAUGCGAGCCUGGCGGCUGUGCAGGACGUCCCGGGUAUUGUUUGGUCUAUUUCGCUUGAGCCGCUGCCGCCGGCUAUCUACGCUCGUGGCUCGUCUACGAAUGCGAUGGGUCUGGAUGAUAUAUCUGGUUCGCUGGUUGUGACGCUUCUUAGCGCGACCUGGAGCGAUGAGGUGGACGAUGCGAAAGUCGAGAAAGCUGCGCGCGAGCUUUUCGAGAAUAUUGAGGACGAUGCGUGCAAGUUAGAUGUCUACGAGUCUUUCGUCUACCUUAACUACGCAGCGCCGUGGCAGGACCCGAUCGCCAGCUACAAGAGUAAGAGUAUUGAGAAUCUGAAGCGGGUGAGCCAGGACGUCGACCCAAAAGGUGUGUUUAGGGUCAAUGUGCCUGGAGGGUUCAAACUGCCGGAUUAAACGUGGAUUAUCAUCAUCAAUAAGUACCCUAAAGUAAAUAAACACAAAAGACGAAAUGCCUCGAUCA